Messenger RNA from Triticum aestivum (bread wheat), 2057 nucleotides. RefSeq lists its product as uncharacterized. The coding region runs from base 1169 to 1807 and encodes 212 amino acids. Lineage: Eukaryota; Viridiplantae; Streptophyta; Magnoliopsida; Poales; Poaceae. The record is from RefSeq and is a predicted model, not a curated record. The transcript has 8 exons.
GACGAGAGGAGCAACACAGAUCCCCGCAGCCGCAGCUGGCCCAAGCUCCGGAGACCGAGCAGGAGGAAAGUUCCCAGUUCCCAACGUGCCUUCAUGGGUCAAGCUGCUCGUCGGUCUCUUCUUUGCCGGAGUACCUCUUUACAGACAGAUGAGAGCCCUGCAAGGUUGAUGAGAUAGAGAAAGAGAUGGAUUCCGUAGUGGAUUCUGUAAUUGAGAAGGUCAAGAAGGAGAGAUCAUUGAGAAAGAACUCAGUGAAAGGAGACGAUGUCGAUAGGAAACAGAAGUAACACUUAGGUGUUAACAGAGUAUCGAGGCAAAAUGCAGAAUAAUUACUUUGUACUCCCUCCAUAAACUAAUAUAAGAGCGUUUAGAUCACUAAAAUAGUGAUCUAAACACUCUUAUAUUAGUUUACGGAGGGAGUACUAUUCUUUUCCCUAUUUAAAAUCAUCAGGGAUCAGAUUCCCGAUUCCAUUUCAUAGAAACAAAACCAAUGUUCAAGGCUAACGCUUACCGGACUUUGAAUUAUUUUCGCAAAUGGUAGCUUUAUUGGACCACUUUUAGCCUCCCAUUAGGGACGAAAUGGUUAGCUGCAAAGUGUCGCAUUGAAUGAUGGUCUUGCAUUAUGGUGGUGAUGAAGAUCUGAUCUGGAUCAUAUUAGCUCUGACAAACAUGUUACUCGGUAGUUUUGGUCUUUUUGCCAAUGGUACACUGCCUGCAAAGAGAGCUUGGUUUUGCCUCUCCCCCUCGCAAAGAAGGCCUAUCAAUCUGUGGUUACUUAUACUUAGUUGCUAGCUUGGUAAAAGAAGAAGGCACGACUCAUACAAGAGAGACGCUGAGAAGAGAUGAAGAUGAAGUGGCGGUGGGUCUCCUCGUGGAUGACGUGCGCGAGUGUCGGGUCCGGUCCGGCUGCGUGUGGCAGUCAGACAACGAGGAGCGCGUGCGCUGCAUUUUAUGUUAUCUUCGUGUGAUGCGCAUCGGUUGUCAUUUUGUCCAUUUAUUAUGGUUGGUACGCAGACUAGUGUACAGGAGCACUAAUAUUUAAGCUCAUGAGUAGAACUCCGCAGAAGAAAGCAACCCCAUGAGAUCGCCACAAGUUUAUAAUAAGCUCAUAAAAGGGUAGUUUCGACUUCCAAAAAGAAGAAAGCCAUACUCCUUUUAGAUCUCACUCAUGGCGAUCCCCGUAAGCUCCUUGACCUCCGGAUCCUUGCCGCGAUACAGUCCGGAGGUUUCUCGGCAACGACGGAGCUCACUUGUGUCUGCAUCGCCUCGUCGCCGGCAAAUCCUCGCUGGCCUGGCCAUCAAGUCGCGGGGCAUCAACCGUGUCCAGCCGACGACCAGAGGAGCAACACAGAUCCCCGCAGCCGCAGCUGGUCCAAGCUCCGGAGACCAAGCAGGAGGAAACUUCCCAGUUCCCAACGUGCCUUCAUGGGUCAAGUUGCUCGUCGCUGUCUUCUUUGCUGCAGUACCUCUUUACAGGCAGAUGAGAGCCCUGGAAGAUAAGGUGGAGCAAACGGCAGAAGUAGCAAUUGAGGUGGUCGAAAAAGUGGCUGAGGCAGCUGAGAAAAUUGCUGACGAUGUCUUUGAAGCAUUUCCCGGUAAUGAUAACGUCAAAAAGGCAGCAUCCAGGAUCAAGGCCAUCGUAGAUGAAAUUGAGAAGGACGCGGAAAAAGCCGAGGCCCUAAUCGAGAAGGUUGAUGAGAUAGAGAAAGAGAUGGAUUCUGUAGUGGAUUCUGUAAUUGAGAAGGUCAAGAAGGAGAGAUCAUUGAGAAAGAACUCAGUGAAAGGAGACGAUGUCGAUAGGAAAUAGAAGUAACACUUACUACUCGCAGGUGUCAACAGAGUAUCGAGGCAAAAUGCAGAUAUUACUUUGUACUAUUCUUUUCCCUGUUUAAAAUCUUCAGGGAUCGGAUUCCCGAUUCCAUUUCAUAGAAACUAAACCAAUGUUCAAGGCUAACGCUUACCCGACUUUGAACUAUUUUCGCAAAUGGUAGCUUUAUUGGGCCACUUUUAGCCUCCCAUUAGGGACGAAAUGGUUAUCUGCAAAGUGUCGCAUUCAA